AUGUCAUCUGUGACGCCACCAAGACGCCGAAGGAUAGAUCGCACCGACUUCAGCUCUCCCCGGGACACAACGGAAGAUGCUCCCGGAACUCCGGGCCCCACGAAGGCUAGAAUCGCGAAUCUGAACAGUCAGGUGCAGGAGCUCGUCCGGAAACAUCAUGCAGCCGAGGAGAGUGCCUACGAAGCGAAACUCGAGCAGCACGAUAUCCAGCUCGCCGACGUGCAGGAGCAGCUCGCCGCUCAGGAACGUCGCAACGCCCGGAUUACGAGGGAGCUUGAGCGCUGCGAGGCUGAGGGCAAUGGGAUGCGUGAAGAGCAGCAGAAGGCGCUCCUGGCCCUCAGUGAGGAAAGGCUUCAGCUAAUUGAGAUGGAGCAGCGUUUGGCGAACGCCGAAGCUGAGCGAGUGAUUCGCGACCACAAGCUUGCGCUCUUCAAGAGCAGGGAGGCUGACAUGAUGGUCGCCUCCGACAGAACCAGUACACGCAUUGCUGAGCUCGAGGCUGCGUUAGAGACAGCAAACACCAGCGCCGCCCAUCAACGAGCCGCCGAGACCAAGAGCGCCUUAGACACCACUGCUGCACUGGAGUCCCAGAUUAAGGAGCUGCAGGACUCUCUCGUCAGUCUGAGCGCCGAGAACGAGAAGCUGAGGUCGGAGAGCGCCGAGCUCCAGGAUGCUCACAAGUCGCUGAAGGAGAAGGAAAAAUUGACCCGCGCCGAGCUCGCCACGGCUCAGGCAGCAGCGGGCGGCGACGAGAAACUCAAGAAACAGCUGCGCGAAGUCAAGGCUGAAUCUGCCCAGCACGAGCAGGAGAUCGAGGAGCUGCGAGAACAGCUCGAAUCUCUGAAGGAGACCAACAAAACUCUCAAGGCGAAGGAAAAGUCGGCCCGAACAGAGCUGGCCAUGGCCCAAGCUUCUUCUGGCGGCGACGAUAAGCUGAAGGCACAGCUUCGCGAGGUCAAGGCGCAAGCAGCCAAACACGAGGAGGCAGUGGAGGAGGCGCGAGAGGAGCUCGAGACGCUGAAGGAGACACAUAAGGCUCUGAAGGCGAAGUACCGCGAGGAGCGGGUUCGUAUCGCUGGCAUCGAGGAGGAGCUUGAGGUGCUGAAGGCCGCGAAGCCGAGGAGCAGGAAGGCGACACCUAAAGACGACAGCGGGAGUGACUCGGACAUCGCGCCAGUACGGAAAAAGAAGGCCGCCAAGUCGCCCGUCAAGCCGCGGGCGAAGGCAUCUCCAAAGUCGAAGUCGAAGGCGCGCAAAGCCUCCCCCGUUAGCGACAGCGAGGACGAGUCGCCCAAGAAGAAGCCGAAGAAGGCACCCGUCUCCGUGAAGGAGAAGGCGAGCAAACCGGUGUCCAAAGCUCGCAAGCCGUUAGCAGAGGCAGACGUGAACGCCUCCGACGACGACAGGUCGGUGCGCUCGUCUGCUGAGCCAGAGAAGAAGAAGAAGCGCAAGCUGUUCGGUGCCCAGCCCGCAUUCAAUUGGGAUCCCAUCUUGAGUAAACCAAUGCUGAUGGAUCAGAGCGGAGACGGUGUCAUUCCCACUUUCUUAUCUCCUGUUAAGAGCACGAGGGCUGUGGGCACAAUCCCCCGCGCAGGGUUCUCAAAGAGCUCGCGCCUAGGAUUAAAGUAG
Molecule: messenger RNA, 1629 nt
Organism: Trichosporon asahii var. asahii CBS 2479
Lineage: Eukaryota; Fungi; Basidiomycota; Tremellomycetes; Trichosporonales; Trichosporonaceae
Exons: 5
Coding region: 1-1629 (542 amino acids)
Source: RefSeq, a predicted model, not a curated record